AUUGGAGCUGGAGCAAUGACUGAAUUGGGACCUUUCCGAGUUAAUAGAGAUGGAAGCACCCUCUGGCUUAAUCCAUAUGCCUGGAACACUGUGGCAAAUGUACUUUUCCUGGAAUCUCCGGCCGGUGUUGGAUUUUCUUACUCAAACACAUCGUCUGAUUACAUUACCGGAGACACAAAAACUGCUGCAGAUUCUUAUACAUUUCUGGUCAAUUGGUUAGAAAGAUUCCCAGAGUACAAAACCAGAGAUUUCUUGAUAACUGGAGAAAGUUAUGCUGGCCAUUACGUGCCUCAACUUGCUCAAUUGAUCCUCCAUAAUAACAAGAUAACUAACCAAACUGUUAUUAACUUGAAAGGAGUUGCUAUUGGUAACGGAUACUACGAUAUUGAAGCACAAAACAGUGGAACUUAUGAUUAUUACUGGACACAUGCCCUAAUAUCCGAUGAAAUCCAUCAGGGUAUAGUUUCCAAUUGCAAUUUUUCCUCAGCAGAUCCACCUUCAAAUGCUUGUCAAACAUACAAAAUCCAAGCAUCUUCAGCAAAAGGCAAUAUCGAUGAUUACAAUAUUUAUGCUCCCUUGUGUUCUUCUUCUUCAAAUACUCCUUCUUCGAUUAAUGAGUAUGAUCCAUGCUCAGAUAAUUAUGUUUACACUUACCUAAAUACUCCUGCCGUUCAAAAAGCACUUCAAGCUAAUACAACCGGAAUCCCUGGACCUUGGGAGAUCUGCAAUGGCUACAUAGGCUCUCAUUGGGAUGAUGAGCCAGACACAGUGUUACCUGUCAUCAAGGAGCUCACUUCAAGUGGCAUUAGCGUUUGGCUGUACAGUGGAGACACAGAUAGUGUAUGUUCUGUGACAACAACUAGGUACGGCUUGAACAAACUCGGGUUAUCGGUGAAAACUCCUUGGUAUGCUUGGUACACUCAAGGCGAGGUUGGUGGUUAUGCAGUGGAAUAUGAAAACUUGACCUUUGUGACAGUAAGGGGAGCUGGACAUUUUGUUCCGAGUUAUCAGCCUGCCCGGGCGCUAACUUUGUUCUCAUCCUUCUUGGAUGGAAAGCUUCCACCUUCCAACUAG
Messenger RNA from Coffea arabica (coffee), 1074 nucleotides. Its product is annotated as serine carboxypeptidase 1-like. The record is from RefSeq and is a predicted model, not a curated record. Lineage: Eukaryota; Viridiplantae; Streptophyta; Magnoliopsida; Gentianales; Rubiaceae. Gene Ontology annotation, molecular function: serine-type carboxypeptidase activity. Gene Ontology annotation, cellular component: vacuole. Gene Ontology annotation, biological process: proteolysis.